This is a messenger RNA of Entrophospora candida, 705 nucleotides long. The record is from the annotation of a GenBank genome assembly. Lineage: Eukaryota; Fungi; Glomeromycota; Glomeromycetes; Entrophosporales; Entrophosporaceae.
AUGUCUAAUGAUUUCUUAAAAUUUUUCAACGAGAUUGACUCUUCAUUCGAAGAAGAAGCUGCAAGAAAAGAUGAAAUAUUUAAAGUGGUGAAAGAGUAUGAUAAAACUUGUCGCCAUAUCAAUGCAAUUUUAAAUACUGCUCAUUCCGCUAAACCUGAAGAAAUUGCAAGCAUUGGACAAAAAGCAAUUGAUAAUUUUGGAGAAGUGAAAAAACAUUUAGAAAAGUUAGCUGCUAUUAUACCACAUCAACAAUAUUACAAGACUCUUCAGACAUCUUUAUUUCUUGCUGCAUUUGCAAUUUAUUUAUCAACUGAUAAAUUAAUCACUAUUGAUUUAGUAGAAGAUUUAUUUAAUGUCCAGAUAAAUAUUGGAAAUGAUAUUCAAGAUUUUCAUAUACCAAUUGAAGAUUUUCUUCACGGUUACAUCAAUUUGACUAAUGAAUUGUCAAGGUUAGCAGUUAAUUCAGUCACAGUUGGUGAUUAUGAUAGACCAAUCAGAAUAUCUAAAUUCGUUAAAGAAUUAUAUACUGGCUUCCAAUUAUUGAAUUUAAAAAAUGAUAAUCUAAGAAAAAGAUUUGACGGAAUAAAGUACAAUAUUAAAAAAAUUGAAGAAGUUGUGUAUGAUUUAUCUUUAAGAAAUCUAUCAAAUGAAAAUCAACAAGUAUCUUCAUCUUCAGCAACUUCAGCUUUAACCUCAAAAACUUGA